AUGACGGGUGAGAAUCAUCAGCAAUCAGCGGCAGCAGCAGCAGCAGCACCAGAAGAAGAUGAUGCUGAUGGGAUUGAGGAGCAGCAGCAGCAGGGUGACAAGGAUUUCGAGGAUCUCCUCGAGAGGAUCGGCAACUACGGCAAGUACCAGAAGAAGCUGGUGUACCUGUUUGUGUACCCGCAGGCCUGCAUCCUGCCCUUCUUCAUCAUGACCAUUUUCAUUCAAAUGAAUGUACCUGACCACUGGUGCUCGGUGCCAGGGCGCCAAGACACCAACUUCACGGCGGACGAGUGGAAGAAUCUCACCAUCCCCUGGAAGAAUAAGACUGGGGAGUUUUCUCGAUGUUCUUCAUACGACAUCUCGUUGUUGAGAGAGAAAUUACAACACCGCUCGUCUUCAGAUGAUCUUCACCAGAUGUCUAUUGAAGAAGCAGUUCAUUUUCGCUCAACGAAAACGAAUAAAUGUGAAACUUGGGACUUUGACAUGCAGCACUAUGUGCUCACAGCUCCAUCAGACUACCAAUGGGUAUGUGACAAGCGGCAUUAUGCAACUUUGGCACUGACUGCCCAGAAUGUUGGUGGAGUGUUCAGCACUCUGAUCCUUGGGCCCCUGGCUGAUAUAGUAGGAAGGAAGCCAAUCUACUUUCUGAGUCUGGCUCUGCAAAUGGUUUUUGGCAUUGCAGGCCUUUUUGCUCCUGAGUUUUUCUCAUUCACACUCAUGACUUUCUUGAGGGCCUUGGGAUUCCCUGUGGUCUGGCAAGCAGUUUUUGUCUUGGCCAUGGAGAUUGUUGGGCCUCACCAGAGAGCCAUGAUCAAUGGGGUCUUGAACCUGGCCUGGACAGUAGGUGUGUGUGCGCUGUCCCUGGUGGCCUACUUGUGCAGGGGACACUGGGUCAUCCUGGGUCUCCUGGCCAAUGUCCCUAUGAUCCUCUGCUUUGGCUACUACUUAUGGUUGGCACAGAGAAAUAGGCAUGAAGAAGCUGCAGAAAUUCUACUCAAAAUUGCCAAGGAAAAUGGCACAGCAGACAAAUUUAGCAGCAAAGAGAAGUUGGCUCAAGAGCUAAGGAUUCUCAGUAAAGAUGAAGAACCACUUCAGGUCCACUUUUGGCCUCUUUUCAAGCGUCCCAAGCUUAGGAUCCGCACUUUGAUCAUCACAUAUGGAUACACAGUCAUCAUGAUCUUAUACUAUGGCCUUCACCUCAACAUAUCCUCUUUGGGUGGAGACCCAUAUUUCAACUUUGCUGUCUUAGGGUUUUUUGAGUUUCCUGCCUACGUGUUCAGCUGGUGGGCCAUGGACAAAUACGGAAGACGUUGGGUCAAUGUGCUAAACUUGUUUAUAGCUGGCCUAGGAUGUUCUCUGGUCGCCAUGACACCUAAAGAACAUUGGUUGGUAGUGGUGUGGUCCAUCCUGGGCAAGUUUGGCAGCUCUGGGGGCUUUGUGCUCAUCUACCAACAGGGCUGCGAAAUCUUCCCCACUGUGCUGAGGUCCACUGGACUUGGCUUCAUGUCUCUAGUGGGGGCUGCUGUCAACACUGGGGUGCCACAACUGGUAUUUCUGGGAGAAGUGUACCACUACUCAAUCCCCUAUGUCACAUUUGGCAUCAUGUCUAUGGUGGGGGUGGUGUUUGCAGCCUUCUUGCCAGAGACACUCAACAAAGACUUACCAGAGACAGUGGAGGACUCUGAGACAUUUGGACUGGACCAGACCUUCUGGAGCUGGAAUUUAAGUCCCAAGCCUGGAGAGGGCCCCAAAGCAGAAGCCACACAAGAAAGCAGUGAGGGUGACCUUGCAUCAGCAACAGAGACCUACUUGGCCAAACAGGCACCCAAUGGUGUACAAAGGACCCUGCUGCACUGGAGGGCCAUCUACCCAGGCUAUGAGGACCCCUGGGACAUGUGUGUGAGUGCAGAAAGAGUCUUGGAUGAUGGGGAUGUGGCUUGUCUGUUUCUCAGCAGCUUUGAACAUGCUGGCUUCCUCCAUCUUUUUUGCAACAUGGUGUCUUUUGUGUGGACUGCAGCAUGUCUGGAGCACUCUCUGCAUCCACUCUACUUUCUCUACUUGCUUGUGUCACUGGCCUGGAUCUGCAACCUAGUUGAGAUUGGCAUGGCUGAGUUCACAAGCAACUACUUACAUGAUGAAAUGGCCAGAUAUGCCUAUGUGCUGUUUGCCCUCAAGAUCCUGUUGGUGUGCAGUCCAGCCACCCAUGACAAGUGGAGGGAAGGGGUGCUACUCAAACACUUGCCUUAUCCAUCCCUGAGUCUGGUCACCCUGGAGUUUGCCCUGCUCCACCUGUUUGUGCCUGAAGCCUCUUUGCAGAGCCACUUGGCAGGUGUCAUUACCUGGACCCGGUGUGACCCGACCCCGACGACGACACCGGUCUACCUGGUCGGGGACAAAGCUUACGAACCGUACGUUCACCUACUCAGACCUCUACACCACUUCCGACCUCGUUAUUGUCGAGACAAGCACCAUCAGCAGCAGCAGCAGACAAAAGGCAACAAGGUUUCCACUUUCAGGAUCAUCAGGAAGUACUUGGCAGGAGCUGGAGAAGAAACGGAAGCUGAGGAUGACUCCUUAUCCUCCACUGAGGAUGAUUUUUCAGCCUCAGAAGCAAAAGAAAAACACAAGCUUGGCACCCAUAGUAAGCAGCAGUGCCAUAACAAUAAGAGGCUCAAGUCUGCUCUCAGAAGAAGAGGGCAAAGUAGUGUUGUCAAGAAAGUGAGGAUCGUUGAUCCCCCUUCAACCAAAGAAGCUGGUGGCAAAAAGGAUCUGUCUAGUGGUAGAGUGGUUCAUCCGCCGCCUGCGCCAAAAUUCCCUCCACCUGUCACUUACUCCACCACAACCAGCAGCAUCAGGGCUGGCAUCACUCAGCCCUAUCUACCAGUCCAGGAAUUCAGGUCAAAUUUCAGCCAUGAAGGACAUUUUGAAGGCAGUAUGCCAGCUCCAGAGCCAUUUCCAAGAAAGGAGAAGAAGUUGAGGCUCAGCUCCAGGGGACUUUUCAGCAUGAGAAGACCCAGGAGCCUGAAUGACUCCCUCAAGUUGGUCAAAAGCAUGCUGCACACAGGAGUUUGACAGAACAUCAAUUCUGUGAUUUACAACUAUUUUUUUUUUCUUCUUCAUUUGAUGAAGAAAAUGCAAAAACAAUAUCCUCAGCAA
Molecule: messenger RNA, 3156 nt
Organism: Notodromas monacha
Lineage: Eukaryota; Metazoa; Arthropoda; Ostracoda; Podocopida; Cyprididae
Source: the annotation of a GenBank genome assembly